Molecule: messenger RNA, 360 nt
Organism: Staurois parvus
Lineage: Eukaryota; Metazoa; Chordata; Amphibia; Anura; Ranidae
Source: the annotation of a GenBank genome assembly
AUGAGUUACGGGCGGCCUCCGCCGGACGUUGAGGACAUGACGUCCCUCAAAGUGGACAACCUGACGUAUCGGACCACCCCGGAGACUCUGCGGCGAGUGUUCGAGAAGUACGGCCGCGUGGGCGAUGUCUACAUCCCCCGGGACCGCUACACUAAGGAGAGCCGCGGCUUCGCCUUCGUCCGUUUUCACGACAAGAGAGACGCCGAGGACGCGAUGGACGCCAUGGACGGGGCCGUGCUGGAUGGCCGGGAGCUCCGGGUGCAGAUGGCGCGUUACGGCCGACCUCCGGACUCUCUUCAUGGACGCCGGGGACCCCCGCCUAGGAGGUACGGGGACUACGGGCGCCGCAGCAGGAGGUGA